UUGCCGUGAACGUGCGUACGGAGGAUGAUGUCGCUGCUGCUGAUUAUCGCGCUCCAGGCUCGACGAGGACAGUGGUGCACGACGUCCGUCGACGGCGACUGUGCCGGUGGACGCGUGUAGUGGCGCCGCGCACUCGCCAGCCGUCGCGUGCUGGAGGUGUGUCGCCGCGUGUCUCCUCGUGUGAGAAACGGUGGGCGACCUCGUGUUCUCACUCACGUCGUUAACUGGUCCGAUGCGAUCGUCCCGUCGAAACCAUGGCUUCGGUGAAGGUGGCCGUGAGGGUUCGACCCUUCAACAAAAGAGAGCUGGCGAUGAACGCGAAGAUGAUCGUGCAGAUGGACGGCAAGAGGACGCGGAUCUUCAACUCCAAGACACCGGGUAGCUGCCGAGAUAUCGACCGGGAGAAAUACAAAGACUUCACGUUCGAUCACUCCUACUGGUCCUUCGACUCGAACGACGACAACUAUGUGUCGCAGGAAGAGGUUUUCUACGAUCUCGGAACGGACGUAAUAGAAAGUGCCUUCGAGGGCUACAAUGCCUGCGUUUUUGCCUACGGCCAGACAGGAUCCGGGAAGACUUUCACGAUGAUGGGCACUCCGGAGUCUCAGGGAUUGAUACCGCGUAUCUGCAAGACACUCUUCGCCAGAAUGGCGACUGGAAAAGAGAGCGGAGCGUCGUACAGGACGGAAGUGUCUUUCCUGGAGAUUCAUAACGAGAAAGUGAGGGACCUGCUGAGGCUGGACCAAAGCCACCACUCGCUGAAGGUGCGCGAGCACCCGAAGCGCGGACCGUACGUCCAAGAUCUGUCGAGUCACCUGGUUUACGAUUAUUCGGACAUACAGGAAUGCAUGGUGAGAGGUAAUACGCACAGAACCACAGCCAGCACAAAUAUGAACGACGUGAGUAGCAGGAGUCACGCGAUUUUUACGAUAACCUUCGUACAGGCCGGCUACUCGGAAGGCAACAUGCCGUCGGAAACCGUUUCCAAGGUGCACCUAGUCGACUUGGCCGGAAGCGAGCGUGCGAACGCGACUGGAGCAACGGGUCAACGGCUGAAGGAAGGCGCGCAUAUCAACAAGUCCCUGGUGACUUUAGGCUCUGUGAUAUCCGCACUGUCCGAAUUGAGUUCGAACAGCGACGCGUCGUCCACUACGAAACGGAACGUCUUCAUUCCUUACCGGGACAGCGUGCUCACGUGGCUGCUGAAGGACUCCCUGGGUGGCAAUUCGAAGACCAUCAUGAUAGCGGCGAUUAGCCCGGCGGACUGCAAUUAUGGGGAGACUCUGAGCACUCUUAGGUACGCCAAUCGCGCGAAGAAUAUUAUCAAUAAGCCGACCAUCAACGAAGAUCCGAAUGUGAAACUUAUCAGGGAGCUCAGGGAGGAGAUACAGAAACUGAAGUCCCUCAUUGGCAAGGACAUGAACGUGGAGAAGCCGCCGCAGGUAUUAUUAGAUCAAAUCUACGAGAAGCAAGAACAAGAGAAGGUGCUCACCGAGGAGUGGACCGAGAAGUGGCGAGAGACGCAACAGAUUCUGCAGGAGCAGAAAGCGCUGGGACUGCGGAAGAGCGGCGUCGGCGUUGUUCUCGACUCGGAGAUGCCGCAUCUGGUUGGCAUCGACGACAAUCUCCUCAGCACCGGCGUCACCUUGUACCAUCUGAAAGAGGGCAAAACCUUGGUCGGCACGGAGGAAGCUCCCACUGUCCAGGAUAUCGUGUUGACUGGCGCGGACGUAGAACCGGAACACUGCGUCGUCGAGCUGGAUAGUGGCGUGGCGACGCUGCAUCCGCUUUCGCCUCACUGCUGGAUCAACACCGCCCAAGUGGACAAGCCGACGCGAUUAUCGCAGGGCUGCAUCAUUCUCUUGGGCAGAAAUAACAUGUUCCGUUACAACGAUCCGGCCGAGGCGGCGAAGCUGCGGAAGGAGGGUGGCUCGGGCAACGGCAAUCUCCAGUCGACGGUCGUUAAUCUAUCGAGACUCUCGCUUCUGAGCUGGAGCAUCUCCGACCUGCACGCCUCAUCCUCCAGCGAUAAUCUUUUGAACUCGAGCGAGGACCUCAGGGCGGUCGAGGAGCUGGAGCAGCAGAAGGCCGCUCUUAUCAAAGAGAAGGAGGACUUUAAGAGGGAACAAGAGGAGCGCGAGGAGCGAUGGGCCGCCCGGCGAGAGGCGCUCGAAGGAGCACAGCGCGAGCUGGAGCGCGAAUGGGGUGCUCAAUGGAAAGAAUGGGCGGAUGCGAUCGCGAGCCUGGAGUCGCGGCAACGGGAUCUGCGCACGCGACGGCAUCACCUAGAGCAAGAGCGGCGGGACGAAAUGACGCAAGUAGAAAAUAUGUGUAGGGAAAUCGCCUCUCUGCGCACGACAUUGCAGUCCAAACAUCGACAGCUGCAAGAGAUCAUGAACAGUCACGAACGCGCGCAAAAUUUUCACCAACAUUGGGAGAAGACGGAUAACGGCGCCGGAAGUGAUAGCAGUCUGCCUGAGUCGUGGUCCAGCCUGAACGACGAGAAGUGCAUCGAUAGCGUGAGGGAGCUAGUGAACCAUCACAAGAAGGAGCUGGUUGCCUUGGAGAGCGAGCUGCAGAGCAAGGUGAAGUCGUUAAAUGAGCACCAGAGCAAGGUGGAUAAGAUGGAGGAGGAGCUGAUGGAGAUCGCCAAAAGGCAGAAGCAUAUGUACCACUUAGAAUCGGCCGACGAAGAAGCGUCUGACAAGAAGCUGGCCCUGCCGAAGCGGACGCAGGAGCAGAUGCAGGAGAUCCUACGGCGGAAGCAGAGUCUCUCGUUGAACCUGAAACGCGCGCUGCCGGCGUCACCGGGCGAUCGGUCGUCGAGUGGCGACGAGACCGCGUCCAGCUGCGAAAUGAAGUCCUUCCAGGACGCGAACAAUCGGAAGCUGCAGAUCGCCUCGGCCCUCAGUCUGCUGCCGCAGAGCGUGCCGAGCUCCGUCGAGACCAUGGAGACGUUUCACACUGCGGCGGCUGAUUCCCCGGAUCCUCCGGUGGCCUUCGUGGACGCCAACACGACGAAUGACUUCGCCAAGAAAAACUCGCAGGAACACGAACAGGAGAGCGGAGAGGACGAUCUGACGCGCGAGCGUAGAUCGACGGAGGCGGGGAACGAAGACAGGACAAUAACGAACGCCGAUAAAGCCUCUUCCUCGUUCACCACGGAGACGACGACGACGACGACGAGCGACGAGGAGGAGGAGGAGGAGAAGAAGAUGAUGAAGAAGAAGAAGAGCAGCUCGCCGACGGUGACCCCCGUGAUCACGGAGAGCGUCCUCCAGGACUCGUUGGAGUCGCCGAUACAACAGAAUCCGGCGAUGAAGAGACUGAACCAAAGAAUCGCGCGUCAGCGGAUGAUGGUGAUGAGAUGCCUGGAGGCUAGCACCCCGUCUAAGGAGGACCUGAAUCGGCAGAUUAUGAUACUGCAGGACUUGCAGAAGCAGCAGAUCGAGCUGGAGGUGUCGCUGCUGGAGGACGAACGAAAGAAUCAGAGGCAGCCACCGGCGCGGUGUAGCGACGGCGACGAUAGGCUCGCGAUCGCCAGCCUGGGCACCGUGGACUAUGUACAGAACGAACCAAAUGCUUAUUGUAGUGUAGAACCUACGAAUAAUAGCUCCGCCAUUCUAUUAACGGUAGCGACAACCAGAUCUCAACUUUUCAGGAAUAACAGGCCUAAUACUAAUGAUCAAGAGACUUUGUCGGAAACGACACCGCCCAGACGAUCCUCCAGUCGCGGCUACUCGACGGUCUAUUUGACGAGCCAGAAUCGUGGCGACCGAUUGAGCAGUCCGUACUCCUUGACGAUCACGAGGUCCUUGCCGUCGUUGAUAGCGAAUGACGGCGACUGCGACAGCGUGAUCAACAUGAUCGUCAGUAUACCGUCGUAUGUGAUACGCGGAGCCGGCACGUCCAGCCAUUACGAGUACGAGGUGCGAGUAGUAGCGCAGGACGACAGCUGGACGCUGUUGCGUAGAUACAGAAGGUUCCGGGAGCUGUACAUGUCGAUGCGGCAAAAAUACGGUAGCAAGGUCGCAGCGAUACGCUUCCCCCCGCGCCAAGUUUUCCCAAAGUACGAGGUCGUGGCGAGGCAGCGUAGGAAACGCCUCGAGGAAUACCUUCGCCGAUUGAUUCAGGUCUGCUCGGAGCUGCCGCAUUGUGAGCCUCUAUACAAGCACAACGGCAAUCUCAGCAAUAUAGACAAGCAAUCUCUGCUGGAGUUCAGUCCGUUCUUCAGGCGCGGCAUGUUCGAGAGCAGCAAGUACGGGACCAGCUAAGACAGCCCGUGUACGCUGCGUCGGUCUUCAUCCUUUUCCACACGCCGAAGAGCGAACGAGUUCGAAGGAAAACAACGUAACGGAUGUACGUUUGCACAGUUCAUUGUACUUUUCGUUUAGCUCUUCUCUCAUAUUUAUAAAGAUGCAGCAGCUAGAGCGGAAGAAUGAGUAUCGAUAAAUAGCGCGCGCGACAGCGUGUUCAUGCGCGAGACGAGUCGCCUGGCAUUCGCACCGGUUUGGUACUUCUUCGACUGUCGAUAUUGUUAAAUUGUGCCGGGCGAGGCUGCCUCUCUGGUUUCUCAUCGGUAUCGAUGAUACCGAUACAGUUUUCGUUGACACUUCGAGAAGCACGUUAUUUAUUAAUGAAACGGUUGUUAAUAAUAAUAUUAAUAACCGGGUGACAAGCGAUGAGCGACUCGUCCAGCGUGGUACCUUAGUCGUUACAAAAACUGUAUGCUUCCAGAAGCUUAGUGAUUGUAAGACUGUUCUAGACAAUUAGCGUUCUUUCCCGUUACCAUCUCGAGCGCACCGACAAAGGCGAAUUGCGCGCAGAGAUAUUAGCGGGAAAGAAACGUGAUAUAUUCUUUACGAGAAUAAGAGAGAGAGAGAGAGAGAGAGAGAGAGAGAGAGAGAAACUCAUCUAUUCGAUGGCGGAAGCGAGACACAUAUCGCGUCAUAGUGAUUUAUUUUAUCUUUUACAGAUAUUUUCCUAUAAUGUCUUUCUCCUGAUAGAAUCCACAAUCACGAAGUGUACCUUCCUGCGAUAUAGUCGGAUAUUGUAGUCGAUAUAAUUCUCAGUUAUGUUGUUAGCGCAAACACAGGCGUUAUAUAUUGUAAAUUGCGCGUUCUGUCGCGUGAAAUCAUGCGGGAGCUUAUCAGUAACAAACCAGGUGACCAUGGAGCAUCAACAUGUAGUUAACUCACGAUAGUCGGAGAGUAUUUAUUUUAUGCGUCGAGAAUGAUAUUUUGUACGCGCGAUCCGAAGUAGAAGAUCAAUCGAGAGCGAUCGAAGGGAAAUGGAACUUUCCAUUGUAGUACGUAGUUAAAUCAACUUGGGUAAGCAAAUAUGCGUGAGCUGUUUACCAAAAGAAUAACGGUGUAUCCGGGGCGGAAAAUUAUUAAAACGCGCGAUUUGCCUCGCGCAAACAUCCGCAAGCGCACUAGUCUCGAAUCAAUUAAAGUGGAUCAAUCAUGACUCGAUUAAACAAAAAGCCGUAUAAGAUUGUCUUUCUCUCGUUAACGUGAUAACGUGAAACAUUAUUUGCGAUAUUACAUAUUUGUUUGCCCGUGUUGACACACACACACACACACACACACACACACACACACACACACACACACACACACACACACACACA
Molecule: messenger RNA, 5632 nt
Organism: Dinoponera quadriceps
Lineage: Eukaryota; Metazoa; Arthropoda; Insecta; Hymenoptera; Formicidae
Gene: Klp98A
Product: kinesin-like protein KIF16B
Exons: 16
Coding region: 255-4274 (1339 amino acids)
Biological process (GO): microtubule-based movement
Molecular function (GO): ATP binding; microtubule motor activity; phosphatidylinositol binding
Source: RefSeq, a predicted model, not a curated record